CGCCAUUCCACUAGAUUCAAUCAAGGUGAGGCUACUCCUUUUGACUUGCCCUUUACCUUCCGCUCUUAUUCCUCGCCUCCUCUUCUUCCGAUCGAUCCGCGAGAGAAGCCUUGAGCGCGCAGCAGGCGACCCGAUUCGUGUCGUCUCGAUGGCCAACAGCAACCUCCCUCGCCGGAUCAUCAAGGAAACGCAAAGACUCCUUAGCGAACCCGCUCCCGGCAUCAGUGCAUCUCCGUCCGAGGAUAAUAUGCGCUACUUCAAUGUGAUGAUCCUCGGGCCAACUCAGUCUCCUUACGAAGGAGGAGUUUUCAAGCUGGAGUUGUUUUUGCCUGAAGAAUAUCCCAUGGCUGCUCCAAAGGUCCGCUUUCUCACCAAAAUAUACCACCCAAAUAUUGACAAGCUUGGAAGAAUAUGCCUUGACAUCCUGAAGGACAAAUGGAGUCCAGCCCUCCAAAUCAGAACAGUACUGCUCAGCAUUCAGGCUCUUCUUAGUGCCCCAAAUCCAGAUGACCCUCUCUCAGAGAACAUCGCCAAGCACUGGAAGUCGAACGAAGCAGAAGCUGUGGAAACAGCAAAAGAAUGGACACGUCUUUAUGCUUCCGGUGCAUAAAGAAUUGUUCCAGACAGCCGCGGUGAUCUAUUUGCACUUGGAAGUUUAUUCAUCCAUAUAAAACCUUGACACUGAACAAGGUGCAAGUGCAAGUCAAGGAAAUGCUUCCUUCUUCCUUCUUCUGCUGCUGCUGCUGCUAUAUAUCGUGUAAUCGCAAAAUUUCAAGCUGUAUCUCUACUGUCUUUAUUAUGCCACUAAAACCUAAUUUCUUAACUUGCAUUUGUGAAAAUAUAGCCUUGAAUGUUUUGCUUCAUUAUAAAAA
Molecule: messenger RNA, 872 nt
Organism: Zingiber officinale
Lineage: Eukaryota; Viridiplantae; Streptophyta; Magnoliopsida; Zingiberales; Zingiberaceae
Product: ubiquitin-conjugating enzyme E2 35
Exons: 8
Coding region: 149-610 (153 amino acids)
Biological process (GO): DNA damage tolerance; protein K63-linked ubiquitination
Cellular component (GO): nucleus
Molecular function (GO): ubiquitin conjugating enzyme activity
Source: RefSeq, a predicted model, not a curated record